Messenger RNA from Brienomyrus brachyistius, 2623 nucleotides. Its product is annotated as RCC1 and BTB domain-containing protein 1-like. The transcript has 12 exons. Lineage: Eukaryota; Metazoa; Chordata; Actinopteri; Osteoglossiformes; Mormyridae. Bases 356 to 1954 code for a protein of 532 amino acids. Gene Ontology annotation, molecular function: protein binding. The record is from RefSeq and is a predicted model, not a curated record.
ACCUCGUGACAACUGGAUCUUGUUGAUCUCGCUUAUUUAGCGUUUCCGCUUUCCUGAAUUGGCGGCUGCUGCAGGAUGUUUGGAGGUUUUGGCAAGGGCUACGUUUUAUUUCGAUCAUUUGGUUUUGGUUUUGGUUUGUAUUACGGAACUUUUAUCUAGCUAUUAUUUCGUAUCAUAUAAGAUAAUUAGUAUGCAUUUUCUUUGCAGAACAUAAGAAGCAUUACGUAGUACUCACUCACUUCAUUUGCUGGGACGUUGCAGGAUUCCCAGCAAAUCCCAUCCCACCGCCCCGCCCGACCGACCCUCAUCUCACCUCACCCUUAUCUCACCUCACCCUGCUUCAGUCUGCUCUUCCAUGGUGGACGUGGGCAAGUGGCCCCUCCUCAGCCUGCUGAGGCCUCUGGAAAUCGCAUCCAUCCGUCAGGCCUGUGUCUUUGGCGCGUCUGCCAGCGAGGGUAUAUACUGCACGCAGGACAAUGAGGUCUAUAUGCUUGGGCUGAACUGCAGUAACUGCCUGGGAACAGGGGACAACCAGAGUACCAUCGUCCCUAAGAAAGUGGAAUGUCUGACGGGUAAAAGGGUGCUCAGCUUCAGCUACGGCAGCGGGCCGCACGUCCUACUGGCUACUGAAGAGGGUGAGCUGUUUGCUUGGGGACACAAUGGCUAUAGUCAGUUGGGCAACGGGACAGCAAAUCAGAGCAUGGUGCCAAUUCUUCUCUCCGCUAACUUCCUGGACAAGAAGGUGAAGGAGGUGGCCUGUGGGGCUCAUCACUCCGUGGCCUGUACCAGCGAGGGAGAGGUGUACGCAUGGGGCUUGAACAACUGUGGCCAGGUGGGAUCUGGAUCUACAGCCAACCAGCCCACACCCCGUAAGGUGUCCAACUGCCUGCAGAACCGGGUGGUGAUCAGCAUCGCCUGUGGCCAGAGCUCCUCCAUGGCGGUGCUGGACAACGGUGAGGUGUGCGGCUGGGGCUACAACGGGAACGGCCAGCUGGGCCUGGGCAACAAUGCCAACCAGCUGAGUCCGUGUCGAUUGGCAGCACUUCAAAACUUCUGUGUGUUACAGGUCGCCUUUGGCAAUGCUCAUGCAAUGGCCCUGACAGACGGUGGCUUGCUCUACGCCUGGGGGUUCAACACGUACGGCCAGCUGGGCACAGGCAACAAGACCAACGAGUUCAGUCCUGUGCAAGUCAUGGUUGAGAAGGACAGCAGGGUCAUCGAGAUCGCAGCCUGUCAUUCCACGAACACGUCAGCCGCCAAAACGCAGAGCGGCCAGGUGUACAUGUGGGGUCUGUGCCGGGGCCAGUCCGUGGUGCAGCCGCACCUCACGCAUUUCACCUGCACGGAUGAUGUCUUCGCCUGCUUCGCCACACCCCCUGUCAUGUGGCGCCUGCUGUCUGUGGAGCAAGAUGACUUUCUAACAGUGGCCCAGUCCUUGAAAAAUGAGUUUGACAACCCAGAGACGUCAGACCUCAAGUUCCGCGUAGAAGGGAAGUACAUUCAUGUCCAUAAAGCUUUCCUGAAAAUUAGGUGUAAAUACUUCCGCUCCAUGUUUCAGUCCCACUGGUCUGAAGAUACGAAGGAGGAGAUUGAGCUCGACCAAUACUCCUAUCCUGUGUAUCAUGCCUUCCUGGGGUUCCUCUAUACAGACAACGUGGACCUGUCCCCUGAACAUGCGAUUGGCCUGCUGGACCUGGCUACUUCCUACUGUGAGAACCGGCUGAAGAGACUGUGUCAGAACAUCAUCAAGGGAGGAAUCACGGCGGAGAAUGCCUUCAUUCUACUGUCUGCAGCUGCCAAAUACGAAGCGCAGGAUCUUGAAGAGUUCUGCUUCAAGUACUGUGUGAACCACCUGACUCAGGUCACACAGACCGAGGCCUUCUGGCAGAUUGAGGGCAACCUGCUCAAGGAGUUCAUAAGCAAAGCCAGCCAAUGUGGCGCCUUCAAAAACUGACACGAAGCUCGGGAUCCGCCUUUUCUGUACCAACAGGUGGUGCUGAUGGAGAGCGGGAUGUGGCCGUCAGUGAGCCUCUGCAGUUCCGCCUGUCAGCGUUCCUGGCUAUGCUGCGUCAGUACCAUAGCUUUACAGAAGUAGGAACGAUACAAUGUUUCCCCUUAGAAAGCAUAAGUUUGAGCAAUUUAUUAAAAUAGAAUCUGCAGAAUUACUGCAGACCGGUUGGGGGAAAAAUUAAUUUACAUACAACUGUCACAGUAUAUAACACUGCUAUAAAAAAAUGAUUAUUCUUAUACUUUUCCAGCCUCUCUGCUAGAGUAGCUUGCAGGGCCAGUAAGGAGGGAUCGCUCUUUCCACAGUGUAGUGGCUUUGGUGAUGUCACUGCUGAAGUGUUUGGGAAAGUAUGAGCAGCUCUUCCAAAGAACUGCUUAAAUGACAGCUGGUCUCGUCUUUUUCUUCAGCUAAGAUAAAUGGCGCGUGUUAUGGUCAGGUUAGUUUGGACUUUCAUACAGGAUUGAUCUUAGAUAUCACUAUGAAUACACAUUUAAAUGAGCGAAUGAAUAUUCAAUAUAUAUGUAGUUUACUUUGGGUGGAUUUUUCUUCUCUAUGGAGUGGACUGCAGUUCUGAAUUUGAAAACAUUUUGGAAUAAAGCUUUUUUUUAAGUUUCA